AUGCCAGCCGACAUAACCACCAAUACCCGCGAUGUUCGAAAUCUCGUCAAUGGAGAUGUCAAUGGGGAUCAAACCGGAGGAGAUAAAGUCGCGGGGAACAAGCUGCUUCUGACAGGCUCUGACGAAGAACUCUCCGAGGAUCUCGAGAAAAUCUGUCAAUUGGUUUCAAGUAUGAGCUUGAAAGGCCUGCAAACAAAGGUCGCAGCACAUCAAGGUUUCUCCGUACUGGAAGCCCGUCAGCUACGACAUGGCUUAGAAAGAUUCCAUACAUUGCAUUAUACCGGGACCCUCGACACGAGCAAAAGUGUGUGUGAAAUGCGCUUCUCUGAUCUACUGCCACACAUUGUCACACCGUCUUCGGCCGAUCCCCAAGCGACCCUUCGUUAUAAUACUUUGAUGCAAAACAUUCGACGGCGAAAGGGAGGAAUUGUCGCAGAUCCCUUUCUAAGUUCUCGACUGGUACAGCGCUGGGCCGUAGACCCUUGUUUAUCUCUGGCCUGUAUUCAAGGCUCCUUUACAACGCGGCACAUACUGAGAGACUUCGCCUCAGGCAUGAUCAAUCUGCUUGCGAAGCAGAAAAUCCAUGUUGUGUGGAUUCUGCCUUCCAAUACCAGUGACUCCAAGAAGUACGGACCAAUUGAUAUUGUGAAGCAACUUGUAUCCCAGAUUCUUCACCAGAACCCUGCCAUGCUCAAUGAGCGCUGUGCUUCUCUGAAUGCAGCCAGGUCUCGAGAGGCAUAUAGUUUGGAUAAUUGGUUCGACAUACUAGGCUCCGUUCUAGUGGGUGUCAACCGUAUUUAUAUCGUUGUUGAUCUUGAAGUUCUAGGCGGCAAUGAUCAUAAAUGGUCAGAUAGAUUUAUCAGACUAUUUGAUGAACUGCAAAGACGACAAGUUCCGACUGUCGUGAAACCAAUUUUACUGAGCUGUCGCAAGCCUGCAUUCACGGGAUUACGGGGUGGUUAUGACAUUUCUAUUGAUGUUAGCUCAGCUAGGGUCAUGGAGAGAUUACAGUCACGUUGUACGCGGAAGUCAAGGUGA
This is a messenger RNA of Aspergillus campestris IBT 28561, 1038 nucleotides long. RefSeq lists its product as uncharacterized. NCBI's taxonomy places the organism in Eukaryota, Fungi, Ascomycota, Eurotiomycetes, Eurotiales, Aspergillaceae. The transcript is spliced from 3 exons. The record is from RefSeq and is a predicted model, not a curated record. Bases 1 to 1038 code for a protein of 345 amino acids.